CAGCCGGAGUGGGACCGCAGAAGUGCUGGAUGGGCUCUGUUGCCAGCGUGAUCCUGCCCUUGCCAGUCACUUCUCCUCGACGCACGCUAUGAGUUCCUGCAACUUCACCCACGCCACCUUCGUCCUCAUUGGCAUCCCCGGACUGGAGGAAGCUCAUUUCUGGUUUGGUUUCCCGCUGCUUUCUAUGUACGUCGUGGCGUUGUUCGGAAAUUGCAUUGUGGUCUUCAUUGUGAGGACAGAGCGCAGCCUGCAUGCACCCAUGUACCUCUUUCUCUGCAUGCUGGCUGCCAUUGACCUGGCCUUAUCCACAUCCACCAUGCCCAAGAUCCUCGCCCUCUUCUGGUUUGACUCCCAGGAGAUUACUUUUGAGGCCUGUCUUGUCCAGAUGUUCUUUAUUCACACUCUGUCGGCCAUUGAAUCUACCAUACUGCUGGCCAUGGCCUUUGACCGUUACGUGGCCAUUUGCCACCCACUGCGCCACGCUGCAGUGCUCAACAACACAGUCACCGCCCAGAUCGGCGUGGUCGCUGUCAUCCGGGGAUCCCUCUUUUUUUUCCCCCUGCCUCUGCUCAUCAAGCGGCUGGCCUUCUGCCACUCCAAUGUGCUCUCCCACUCCUACUGCGUGCACCAGGAUGUGAUGAAGUUGGCCUAUACAGACACAUUGCCCAAUGUAGUCUACGGUCUGACUGCCAUUCUGCUUGUCAUGGGAGUAGAUGUCAUGUUCAUCUCCUUGUCCUAUUUUCUGAUUAUACGAACAGUUCUUCAACUGCCUUCCAAGUCAGAGCGGGCCAAGGCCUUCGGCACCUGCGUGUCACACAUCGGUGUGGUCUUGGCCUUCUACGUGCCCCUCAUUGGCCUCUCAGUGGUACACCGAUUUGGAAACAGCCUGCAUCCUAUUGUGCACGUGCUCAUGGGGGACGUGUAUCUGCUGCUCCCUCCGGUGAUCAAUCCCAUCAUCUACGGUGCCAAGACCAAGCAGAUCAGAACGCGGGUGCUGGCUAUGUUCAAGAUCAGCUGUGACAAGGACCUGGUGGCGGGGGGACACAGGUGACCCUUACCAUUCCACAUCCCCUCAUCCUUGCAGGCUUGAUACAAAUAGGUCCGAACACUAUCUUAAUUCCACUUGUCCAUAAGCAUGAUAUCAGUGCUUUUCUUUGGGUGGAAACAUGAAUUAUAGGGUGGUCCAUCCACUCCAUGGAAUUACUAUGUGAAACAAUCCAUGUUGUGUCACUGAAAGACUGUGAUAUAAAAUAUACGUGUAAUGUUAACUAAGACAGUAAGAAUAUAGGACUGAAAUUCACUUGGAAAAAAAAAAACACCAGUGUAUACCAUGGAAGAAAUGUAUUCAAACCACUAGUAAUUUGGGUUUAUUCCUACUUUCUGAAAUUGCUGUGAUGGAGGUCUUGUUUACCUGGCUAGGAUAGUUUUUUAAAGGAUCUGGCCGCCAGUGACUCCCACCUGUAAUCCUAGCUGAGAUCUGAGAAUUGCAGAUGAAAUCCAGCCUGAGCAGCAAGUGUGUGAGACUCUUAU
This is a messenger RNA of Perognathus longimembris pacificus (Pacific pocket mouse), 1530 nucleotides long. RefSeq names its product olfactory receptor 51E2. The record is from RefSeq and is a predicted model, not a curated record. The transcript is spliced from 2 exons. Gene Ontology annotation, molecular function: olfactory receptor activity; G protein-coupled receptor activity. NCBI's taxonomy places the organism in Eukaryota, Metazoa, Chordata, Mammalia, Rodentia, Heteromyidae. Gene Ontology annotation, biological process: G protein-coupled receptor signaling pathway. Gene Ontology annotation, cellular component: membrane. The coding region runs from base 89 to 1051 and encodes 320 amino acids.